Penicillium cataractarum is the source of this 588-nucleotide messenger RNA. RefSeq names its product GNAT family N-acetyltransferase. The record is from RefSeq and is a predicted model, not a curated record. Lineage: Eukaryota; Fungi; Ascomycota; Eurotiomycetes; Eurotiales; Aspergillaceae. Bases 1 to 588 code for a protein of 195 amino acids. Gene Ontology annotation, molecular function: acyltransferase activity, transferring groups other than amino-acyl groups. The transcript has a single exon.
AUGGCGAACACAAAUCUUCGUUUCCGCGCUGCGACUCAGGAUGACAUCUCGGUCCUGAAGCAGCUGAUAGAAUCAGCCUUUCGUGCUGAGGACAGCAGAGAGGGAUGGGUCGGGAAUUCACAGCUCGCGGCGCAGUUUUCCAUCGAAGCAAAGAACAUUAAGAGCAUUAUCGACAACCCCGAAAGCCUGUUCCUGAUGGCUGGCGAUGCGAAUGACACACUGCUAGGAACCAUCGGGGCUUCUAAGAGUAGCCCUAACGGCGCUCGGCUUUUUAUGUUCGCUGUAGACCCUCAAUGUCAUCGGAGUGGUAUUGGAAAACAGAUCCUUACCUACGCCGAAGACUACUGCCGACGGGAGUGGGGUUCGAAAGUCCUGGGACUUAAUGCUCUUUCGAACCGAGAGAAUCUGAUAUCGUGGUACAUGCGACGCGGCUUUCAAAAGACAGGAGUGACCACACCGUUCCCUCUGGAGGAGUUCAAAGAUUUGGAUCUGCCUGAUGACCUGCAUUUUGUCGAAUUCGAGAAGGCUUGGACUUCUUCCUAUGAUGACAAUCCCGCCACUCAGCCAACAACAGGAGCGUGCGCCUGA